Messenger RNA from Astyanax mexicanus (Mexican tetra), 910 nucleotides. It is a transcript of the gene mrps33, whose product is annotated as mitochondrial ribosomal protein S33. The transcript is spliced from 3 exons. Lineage: Eukaryota; Metazoa; Chordata; Actinopteri; Characiformes; Acestrorhamphidae. The coding region runs from base 190 to 510 and encodes 106 amino acids. Gene Ontology annotation, cellular component: mitochondrion. The record is from RefSeq and is a predicted model, not a curated record.
GCGCUGUUGUUCCUGUUACUCAGACAUGCGUGAUGGUUUAGCGAGUUUUUAAGCUAGAUAGCUUUUAGGUCUUAUUUAGGUGAAUUUAGUGUAGUUCUGUAAUAUUAUGGGUUUAUUAUAAACCGUUCCGCUGUUAUAUACCUCUUUUAGUAAUCCUCUAGUGAUUCUGUGGGGAAUCCAGUGAAAGUUAUGGCUAAUUUGUCCAACUAUGCCAUGCGCAUGGCACGCCUUAGUGCACGGAUCUUUGGAGAUGUGGUGAGGACCACGGAUUCCAAGUCCAUGAAGGUGGUGCAGCUGUUUAAGGAGCCUCCCAUGGCCCAGAGGAAGGAGGUCUACGACUGGUACCCCCAGCACAAGAUCUACUACUCUUUAACCCAGAAGCUCCGCUACAUGGGGCUCUUCAGAGACGAGCAUCAGGACUUCAAGGAGGAAAUGCGUCGGCUGAGGAAGCUGCGUGGGAAAGGAAAACCCAAGAAGGGAGAAGGAAAGAGAGCAUCCAAGAAGAAGUAGACAGGAAGAUGCUGUACACUGGGACCUGUCUGUGGGAACAUGCUUCUGGAGUACUAAUGAUUUACUUCUGCACGUGAACACGGAGAAUGGGACGUUCAUUCUGAACAUAGUGACUGGCACGGAGCUGUUAACAGCACUGAGGACAGAAUUCAAUUGCUUUUGAUGUGGGUGUUGAAAAAAUGUCAUCAGUAUCAUUGGAUUAAAUAUUCAGAUGUAUAUAAGAUCUGUCUGUCUGCCUGCCUUGGAGCAUUUGCUGGAAGAUUAGUUCUGAAGUUAAACUUUUCAUGCAUCUUGGCAUUUUCUCCUCCGCCAGUCUUACACACUGCUUUUGGACAACUUUAUGCCACUCCUGAUGCAAAAAGGUUUUCAAUUUGGCAAAAUAAAAUAAUAUCACAUUUAA